ACAAAACAAAUAAAUUUAACUGAUAAUAUAAUGAAAUAAUCAAUGUGAUGACAUUUAGUUUAGUACCUAUGUGAUGUCGAGAAUGGGCAAAUUCUUCAAGGACCCACUGAUGUUUGAUCCAGACAGAUUUCACCCAGAUGCACCCAAGCCUUACUACUGUUAUUAUCCCUUUUCCUUGGGACCACGCUCAUGCCUGGGACAGAACUUUGCUCAGAUGGAGGCUAAGGUGGUGAUGGCCAAACUGCUGCAGAGGUUUGAAUUCAAUCUGGUCCCAGGGCAGAGCUUUGACAUCCGGGACGUUGGAACCCUCAGGCCAAAGGAUGGAGUAAUGUCCCACAUCAAACACAGAAAUCUCAGCAAAGUAAAAGAAUGACCAUACCGUACGAUAAGAUGACAAGAUCAGAUGAGAUAAAACGCUGAAACUGGCUUUUUGCACUAACAGAUUGGAAGUGGAUACAGCAGAGCAAAAUAACAAUGUAAAGAUCAACAAAGAAUAGAUUGCACAAAUGUAUGCAAAUCAGAAUUUCAGCACUGGAUCAAGUAAAUUUCAGGGUUUAUAAAAACUAAUUCAUAGCAGAGAGACAGAUGCUAAGGAAUUUUAUGUUGUCUUUCUUUCAUAUUCCAAUGAAGUCUUCAACACAGUAGGCCAUAUAAUUUUACUGCGUUGCUUGAGAAACCAGGUUUUUCCUCACAGGUUGAGGGAACCUUUUCUAUUAAGACUGGCGACUCGUCCUCAGCAGACAAUACAUAUUUGUUCCCACUGGGGUGCAGUCUUGGCCCCGUGUUAUUCUCCAUUUACAUGAUGCCACACCGACAUAUUAUCUGCAAACAUGAAUUUUAAUUGUAAUGCUGAUGACACACACUUAGGAAAAAACAGGGGCUUCACUAGCAGUGAAGCCCCUCCUACAAUUCAAUUGCACUGAUUGACCGUGAAUCAGGCGCUGUCUCUGUAGUUAUAAAGACGGUGACAAGAGUUUUAGGUGUAAUUUGUGAUGCUAAGUUGAGUUUCAGAGAGCAGAUUAAAGUGGUUCAGCUGUGUGUCUUUCAUUUUUAUUGAUCUGGAGAGUCACUCAUACUUUCUGUCUCCUCCAGUUAGACCACUUCAGCUCCCUGUAUCUCAGCUAAAAUCCACUCAUUUUGAUUUAUUGCUUUUCCUGAUGAAUUUUCGGUCAUUUGUUAAGUGCUUUGUAGCUGUGUUUUGAAACGUGCUGUUUGUCUUGUAAUGUUAUUGAUUGUAUUUUUAAUCAUAUCUAUUGUAAUGAAAUGCACUACUUAUUAACAACAUAGUUAUCCUUCAUAUCAUGUUUUACCUUUUCCUCUUGUUAUUACCAAUAUAAACAGUAAUAAGGACAUGGCAGUGAUUUGAUGGACACUCUUAUUCAAAUUAACGUUUUCACACAAAUCAUCAAAAUACACUACAGCUGAAGCUUACUGACAUUGUUUUGCCAGUUUUCUUUCAUGUCUUUAUUUGGGGUCGUUAUAGCGGUGUGACCGUAAGGUGGCAGUGUAACUUACCAAAGAAAUCCCAAACACACCUGUUCACCUUGUAAAAUGUGCGCUGUUUUUCUUUUAGCAGUCUAAUAAAACACUCAGAGAUGAUUGUGCA
This is a messenger RNA of Myripristis murdjan (pinecone soldierfish), 1606 nucleotides long. Its product is annotated as cholesterol 24-hydroxylase-like. The transcript is spliced from 3 exons. Gene Ontology annotation, biological process: cholesterol catabolic process. NCBI's taxonomy places the organism in Eukaryota, Metazoa, Chordata, Actinopteri, Holocentriformes, Holocentridae. Bases 74 to 373 code for a protein of 99 amino acids. Gene Ontology annotation, molecular function: heme binding; iron ion binding; cholesterol 24-hydroxylase activity. The record is from RefSeq and is a predicted model, not a curated record.